CUUUCUUUCUCGGAAAUCCGAUUUCAUUUCAUUUGUCUACGAAUAAAUAUCAGAAAACUGAUUAAUUUUCGUUUUAAUUAAUUAAUUAUCAUCAGUUUUUCGGAAUAUAUGUAGUGUUUAGUAAAAUAAGAUAUGUCUCAAAGUGCUCCUGCAUCGGAAAACGCUGCACCGCGUCCAUUAUCUGCUGCCAACGCCGAUCAGAUCACCGCUCGAGUCAACGCUAUCAAACUCGCCAACGAACGUAAACAGCAAAAGGAGUCUUCUACAGAAUCGAAACAGAAUGGCGAAGCGACUCCAUCGACAUCGACGGCGUCGACUAGUAACGCUACCCCUAACGAAGCCGGUGGUAGCGGCGAACAGCCAUCAUCUUCGGCCAGCACAUCAUCGAGUGUAAAUCAACCUUCGGAAGGUGAAUCCGACGACGUUAUUACCGUAGCUGAGAAAUCGUAUAUGCAAAAGAUCAUCAGAACUAAGCUCAUCAAUAAUAAAUAUGAUUUGGAAAUCAAGAGAAAAGAUCCGUCUUCUCCGUUAUACUCUGUGAAAUCUUUCGAAGCUUUACACCUUAAACCAGAACUGUUGAGAGGUGUUUAUUUGAUGGGAUUCAAUGCGCCUUCUAAAAUCCAAGAAACAGCUGUACCAACUCUAUUAGCCGAUCCACCGCAAAAUAUGAUAGCUCAGUCUCAAUCCGGUACCGGUAAAACCGCAGCAUUCGUUUUGGCCAUGUUGAGUCGAGUUAAUCCUUCAUUAAAUCAUCCUCAGGCGUUAUGUUUGUCGCCAACGUACGAAUUAGCUGUCCAAACAGGUGAAAUAGUUGCUAAAAUGGCGUCAUAUUUGCCGGAAAUCAUAAUUAAAUUUGCUCUCAGAGGAGAAGAUCCACCAACUGGUAAAGAACAGAUUAUCAUUGGUACCCCUGGUAAAGUGGUCGAUUGGGGAGUGAAAAUGAGGUGUUUAGAUUUACGUAAAUUGAGCGUUUUCGUUUUGGAUGAAGCUGAUGUUAUGAUUGCCACCCAAGGCCAUCAAGAUCAAAGUUUAAGAAUUAGAAAACUUCUUUCUCCAAAAUGUCAAAUGAUGCUGUUUUCCGCCACUUACGAUAACGAAGUAAUGGAAUUCGCUGAAAUGAUGGUUCCUAACGCUGUCGUCAUCAAGUUACGCAGAGAAGAGGAAUCUUUAGAUAAUAUCAAACAAUACUUCGUGAAAUGUAAGAAUCCUCAAGAAAAGUAUCUCGCUAUGAAAAACAUCUAUGGAAUUUGUACCGUCAAUCAGGCUAUGAUUUUCUGUCAAACGAAAAAAACCGCUGGUUGGUUGUGCGAAGAAAUGACCAAAGAAGGUCACGGUGUUGCAUUGUUAACGGGAGAUUUAACCGUCGAACAGAGAAUCACAAUUUUAGAUCGCUUCCGAGAAGGCAAACAUAAAGUUUUAAUUACUACCAAUGUUUUAGCCAGAGGUAUUGAUAUCGAACAGGUGACAUUCGUGGUCAAUUUCGACCUACCCGUUGAUAAAUUUGGUAACGCUGAUUGCGAAACCUAUCUGCAUAGAAUUGGUCGAUGCGGAAGAUUCGGCAAGACCGGAAUAUCAAUUAAUUUAAUCGACAGUGAAGAGUGUUAUAAAAUCAUGAAGCAGAUACAAGAACAUUUCUCUGUGAAUAUCAAACUCCUCGACCCGUACGAUUUAGAUCAGAUGGAGAAACUAGAAAAUAGUUGAUGAUGAAGAUCGAGCCUCCUCCGAAUUGAUGACUGUUUGAGAUUAUAUAAUAUCUUUAUUAUUAUUUACUAAUUCCAAUGUUUUAUUGUUUAAUGUAUUGAAAAAACAAAAAAAGCGAACAGAAGUGAUACGUUGUUCUGUAUUAUGCUAAAUUGAAUUUGAUGAACAUUCUCGAAUGCUUCAAUGUUGUGACCUCUUAUUUUUUUUUUUUAUCGUAGAUGAUAUUUUGUGUGCGAUGUAAUCGAUUGGUUUUUUCGAUUUCGACACGUUAUCUGAAAAUUUCAGACGAUAACGUUACCAUAGUUUCUUUUCUUUCAUUUUUUAAUUUGAUGAUGUGCCUAUGUUUUUCCUGUUUUUUCUCGUUACAUGGGCAAAAUGAUGAAAGUGUACGACUUUAAGUGUACGUAAAGUUAUUGAAGAAUUUUUAAUUUUUAAAAAGAUUUAUCAUUUUGUAUACGCAUUGUUACGUUGGGUAAUUUAUUGUAAAGUUUUUAAUAUUUUUGUACGUAAUUGUUUUGAGAAGUACAAUAUAUUUUCUGUGCUUUUGUGA
Planococcus citri (citrus mealybug) is the source of this 2251-nucleotide messenger RNA. It is a transcript of the gene Dbp80, whose product is annotated as putative ATP-dependent RNA helicase Dbp80. Gene Ontology annotation, molecular function: RNA binding; ATP binding; RNA helicase activity. Lineage: Eukaryota; Metazoa; Arthropoda; Insecta; Hemiptera; Pseudococcidae. Gene Ontology annotation, cellular component: nucleus; cytoplasmic stress granule. Gene Ontology annotation, biological process: poly(A)+ mRNA export from nucleus. The transcript is spliced from 10 exons. Bases 133 to 1701 code for a protein of 522 amino acids. The record is from RefSeq and is a predicted model, not a curated record.